Molecule: messenger RNA, 1224 nt
Organism: Ichthyophthirius multifiliis
Lineage: Eukaryota; Ciliophora; Oligohymenophorea; Hymenostomatida
Exons: 4
Molecular function (GO): calcium ion binding
Source: RefSeq, a predicted model, not a curated record
ACUGUAUUACUUUUAACGUUAUAUAAGAUAGUUUAAGAAAUUAAAAUAAAAACUAAUUGAAUUUAUUAGAUAAAUAAAGCAUGAAUAAUACAUCUAAAAAAUUUAUUUUUAAAAAAACAAAUAAUUUUCGUUAAUAAUUUUAAUCAUAACAAAUACAAGAUAAAAGCCUUUUUUAAAUAUUUAAUUCUCCCAUAGAUAAAAGAUUUUCAAAUUUAAGAUUUUGUAGUUAAAAAGCAACUUAUCAUGAAAAACAAGCAAAAAUAUUUAGUUUUAUAUGCGAAUAAGUUAAAAAAAAUAAAAAUUAUUUAAUUUUAUAAAAAACAUAAAAAAUAGAAAUUUUAAAACAAAGUAAAAUAUUCUGACAAAAGUAAAAUUAAUUCUACUGCAUUACCUGUUCCCAAAGGUUCAGUUUCUGUAAUGUUAAAUAUAUGCAAAACUGGUUAAGAAUUUAAUUUAGAAAAUUUUAAGAAGAAAAUACCUACAAAAUCAAAAUUUAAAAUGAAAUGGAAGACAAUAUAAUAACUUUUAUAAAACAAACAAGAUGUAUUAAAAUAAUUAUUUUCAAACUAUUAAACAAUAUUAAGACAUGCUCGUAGCAAAUCUGAUGGAAUGAAUAGAUAAGAAUUUGGAGAUUUAUUAACUUUAGUAGGAUUAGGUGCUGAUAUAAAUUUAGGUGAUAAAUUGUUUUACAUUUUUGAUGAAGAUAAUUCAUAAACAGUAGAUUAUAAAGAACUUAUAGUUGGUUUAGAAAUGUUUAAAGAAAACUCAAUUGAAAAUAAGUUAAUAGUAUUUAUGGAAUUAUGUAAUUUAGAUCAUAAUGGAAAUAUAAAUUAAUAAGAACUAUAUAAAGUUUUAAAGCAAAAUCUUUUUUCGGAAGAUUCUAAAUUAAAGUUGAAGUAAAUUAUAAGACAAAUUUUUAAAGAUAACGAUUUAAAUAAAGAUGGUCUUUUAAGUAAAGAAGAAUUAUUAUAAGCAGCUACUAAUAAUAUAUAUCUCUUAUAAUUAUUAGAUGAUUCAAUAUAAAAUGUUAAAAAAGUCGAUUAAUUAAUAGAAAAUGAUUUAGAAGAACCAUUUCAUAGAUGUGUUCCUAUAUCUGCGAAUUUGUAUUUUUUUUUUAUUUAUAUUUUAUUUUUUGUCAAAUAUAUUUAAUCUUAGUAUCAAUUUUAAGGAUGGAAUGCAUAUAGGAAUUGUUAGAAAAUUAUAAUAAGCAACUUAAGAUAUUGA